Molecule: messenger RNA, 1558 nt
Organism: Toxorhynchites rutilus septentrionalis
Lineage: Eukaryota; Metazoa; Arthropoda; Insecta; Diptera; Culicidae
Exons: 2
Coding region: 108-1400 (430 amino acids)
Molecular function (GO): protein binding
Source: RefSeq, a predicted model, not a curated record
AGUAAAGGUCGUGGGGAUUAUCAGCUAGUAAGUGUGUCUAGCAUACAAUGUUAUAUACCCCCAUUAUCGGACUAGGAUGUCAUUAGAUUGUGAAAGUUUGAACGAAAAUGUUGCUUCAUUUGUGGCUCUGUGUGCUAGUCUUUCGACUCUCGUCAGCGGAACAUGUUUCAUCGAUCCAAUGCAGCAUUCCGAGAUCAAAGAUCUGCAUCAUCCAGGAUGUCGGAUUUGUGGAUUCCACAGUGCCCCAGUUCCCGAAUCUUGACGAUAAACAUACGCUUCACAUACGGGGCGGGAACAUGAGCAGCUUCGGCAAGGACUUCCCGCUCGGAAGGGUGAGGAAGCUUACUCUCGGUCGACUUGGAAUAAGGUCACUCUGGGUGAAGCACACCUUGGCACAUCUGACCGCUGAAGGAAACCACAUUCAAGAGGUGUUCAUGGAGGGCACAGAAAAGUAUCAAAUGCAGUAUUUGAAUUUGAAAAACAAUCAGCUCAGGAGCAUUCGGGAGUUGAAACAUUUGACGAACCUUGAGGAACUUUGGUUGGACGGUAAUCAGUUGGAGUUUCUGGAAAUGGAUAACUUCGUUGGGAUGCAGCAAUUGAAGAAGCUUUCGCUGGCAGGGAAUAAAAUCGAGCAGAUUACUACCUCAUCAAACAUCGAGCUACCAGCGCUCGAGAUGUUCUCGCUGGAGUCCAACCACCUGACCAAGUUGAACGUGAAGAAUUGGACCAUGCUGCAACUGACGGAGCUUCGACUGGGCCGUAAUCAGUUGGUGAAACUGGAUGUGGAUAAUUUUGAUCACUUUGUCAGCUUGGAGGGGUUGGCCCUUGCUGACAACGCUUGGUACUGCAACUGGCUGAGGAAAGCCCUCGCCGACAUUGGUCGGAAGUUUAUCACUCUGCUGGACAGAGACGAGGACUGUCCUGCGAUGCCGGUGGAGGAGAUUUGCUGCACAACGGCGCUUGCAGAGGAUGAACCGAUUUUCGCUGACCUCGUGAAGAGAAUCCGAACGGUCGGGGAAUCGCAGAAUCGAUCGCGAGUGGAACUUUCACAGAGAAUCAAUCGCUUCAAUGAAUCUUGGCACGGAGAUUGGGUAGACUUGGACCGGGAGGUAAAGCGGCAGGAGAGAAUGAUAGAUGAAAUCAACGGUCAGCUGAAAGAUGAUAACCGUAUUACGGCGGAUGAUGUCAAGGAAUUGGAAAAAGCGGUGAAGGAGAUGGAGAGUGGCCUGGAUGAAUUAAGAGAAUUGGCGAGCGAGCACGCCCAAUUCGAACAUGAGUUUUCUCGGUUGUUUUAUAUAGUGAUUGAUUCCAAAAAUAUGUUUUUGAAUGAGAUGCGGAAGGCUGCAUCAAUUGAGAAGGAGAUGAAAUUGUAUAAAGAUGUCUUCGAUUCAAAUAUGUAGUAAUUGAUUGCGAUGAACGUAUGAUUAUUGUUCGUUGUUCGAUCGGAUAUUAUGUUAGAGCAGGAAUAGAUAACAACAAUUGAAGUAAAUGUGUAAAUGCCCUUUUUCAGUAUAGCGUUUUUACGCUAUUGGGUGAAAUAUAUGAAAGGUAAAAUAUA